GUGCUGAAGUCAGGAUCCCCUCUCCAAUCGCCGUUUGUUGACAAUAUUUCCGAAAGGGAUUAAAGCGCUUGCUUCACGCAAACUUCCUCUGAGGACGUUUAUUGCGUGGAUCAUAUCACUAACCGUGGAUUUCAUCGGACGUACUUGGCAGUUGAAGUGAAGUGGGCUACAACAGUUUUUUUGUUUGUUGGUAAAAUCUUUUCUCGGAUUAUACUCUGGAUGCUUUGCGUCUGGACAUACAGGAACAUACCGAUGAGGACGCCCAGAUGUUGGUCGCUGGCUGUGUUCUUGUUGGGCAUCGUCUUGCCCAGCGCGGAGGCCAGACCCAACCAGGAGGGACUCGGGCAGCUGCCCUAUCGACCGGUGGUGAGGUUCCGACACAAGGAUGGGAACCAAGGGACCCUGCAUAUCAAGGGGUUUAUGGGCCAUGGCGGCGUCGCCGGUCCUUGUGAGCACAAGUACUGUGGUUUGGGACGACACUGCGAGGUCAGCCGUGAGACUGGCCUGGGAGAGUGCAGGUGCCUGGACAGCUGCAAACCCCACUACAAGCCGGUGUGUGGGUCGGACGGCAAGCUGUACCAGAACCACUGUGAGCUCCACAGGGCCUCCUGUGUCGGAGGACAGAGGAUCACCAUCAUGCACAGCGAGGAGUGCUUCUACAAAGAUGAUAACUGCAGACUGAGUGACUACCGUGGACUAAAGAACAAGAUUUUGGACCUGUAUGACCAGAGGUACAUGGGGUCCGGCAACAAUGGAGGUCAUAAAGACAACAUGGCCGCCAGGAAGCAGCUGGUGGACGUCAUCUUCAAACGCUUUGAUGCCGACAGUAGCGGGCGAGUUGACAGCAGCGAGCUCUCCCAGGUGAUCAAGCAAGAAGGUCUGUCCAAGGGUGUCUCGGAGUGCACAUUGUUUGACCUCCUCAAAUACAACGACAUCAAUGGGGAUGAGAGCCUGGCCAAGGAUGAAUUCUACAAAGCCUUUGAAGUGUUCCAGCUCCGCCUCCCCGACGACCAGAGGCUGAGCGUCACCACGGUAACCGUUGGCCAGAGUGCCGUCUUGACCUGUGCAAUCACCGGGGAGCACAGACCUCCGAUAAUGUGGAAACGCAACGAUCAGGUCCUCAACACCUUGGAUCUGGAGGAUAUCAAUGAUUUCGGAGACGACGGCUCCCUGUACAUUACCAAGGUGACCACCACUCACAUGGGGAACUACAGCUGCUAUGGCGACGGUUACGAGCAGCUCUCGCAGACACACAUGCUGCAGGUGAACGUCCCCCCCGUCAUCCGGGUGUACCCUGAGAGCCAGGCCAGGGAGCCGGGGGUGACGGCGAGCCUGCGCUGCCAUGCCGACGGCGUCCCGGAGCCACAGCUGUCCUGGCUGAAGAACGGCAUGGAUAUCACCACCAAGCUGUCCAAACAGCUCACCCUGCAAGGUGAGACGCAUCCUGCGCCCAGGUGCCAUUACCAUACUCGGAAACUCAGUUAGGAGACUUAUUUAGGAGACACAUUAAGGAGACUUGUUAAGGAAACGUGUUUAGGUGACUGGUUUAAGAGACUUAACAACUUGCUGUAAUAUCUUAAAAACAAUUUGAUUUUCAAUACAUGUGUCUGUGUNNNNUACGAGGAUGGCAUCAAAGUCAUCCAGCCGGUCGCCUGUGAGAUCCAGAGACACAUCAAGCCCAGUGAGAAACUCCUGGGCCUUCAGGAGGAGGUGUGCCCCCAGUCAGCAGGAGAGACAGAGCAGAAUACACAGACCACACACAGACAGAGCUGUGUGUGGUCAUCAGCGGUCAACGUCAAGGACAAGUUUAUUUACGUCACACAGCCAACCUUGGGCCGGGUCCUCAUCGUUGACAUCCAGUCACAGAAGGCUGUCCAGACUGUGAACACAGAUCCCUUCCCUGUGAAGCUGCACUACGAUAAAUCCCACGACCAGGUGUGGGUGCUGAGCUGGGGGAACGCAGACAAGAACUUUCCUACUCUGCAGGUGGUCAAUCAGGCCAGCGGGAGUAUGCCCCACCACACCAUCCACACCCAGCCGCUCGGCAGACGCUUUGAUAGGGUGGAUGAUUUCUUCAUCCCUGCCACCAGCCUCAUCAUUAAUCACAUCAGGUUUGGGAUCAUCCUCCACAGAAACGAACCCGCUCUCCACAAGAUCGACCUGGAGACCACGUCGUACGUGAGGAACAUCAGCCUGCGGCAGUUUAACUGCGUGCCGCACUCCCUAGCCUACAGCCCCCUGGGGGGUUAUUACUUCGUCAACUGCCGUCCCGACUCCACCGGCGCCACUCAGCCGCAGCUCAUCGUGGACGGCGUGACCGACGCCGUCAUCGGGCAGAACCGGGACGUCACCGGAACCCCUUACGUGUCCCCGGACGGUCGCCACGUGGUCACCGUGGACGACCGGGACGGCCUGAUGAGGAUCCAGACCAUCACGGAGCGCGGGGAGAUCCAGGACCCCUUCGACAUCCACACCAACCUGCACCUGUCCCACCUGGCCUUCCAGCCCUCCUUCACCGAGGCGCACCAGUACAACGUGUUCGGCAGCUCCGGGCGCCAGACGGACGCCUUGUUCGUGGAGCUGAGCUCCGGGAAGGUGAAGAUGAUCAAGAGCCUGAAGGAGGCCAUCAAGCCCUCCGACUGGCCCUGGAGCAGCAGGAACAGGGUGGUGGAAGGAAGCGGCCUCUUCGGACAGUACCUCAUGACCCCUUCCAGGGAGUCUCUCUUCAUUCUGGACGGACGCCUCAACAAGCUCAACUGCGAGAUCACCGACGUCGUCAAGGGCAACGUGGUGGCGUGGGUGGGCGAGUCAUAGGAGGCUACGCUGACCGGUGUUGUGUUAUCUGAGGUACAGUUGCACUGGAUUUGGUUGCGGGUGUGUCAUUUAUGGGGUGCGACGAUCAAAACAUUCUUAAACCAAAUUGACCGAUGAUAAUCGCGUUGGGUGUAUAACGAUCAAAAGCAGAUUCUUAAACUUUUUGACCAAAUUGACCGUUGAAAUAGCAUUGGAUGUGUAACCUUGUAGAGGAAAGCUCUGUCGUUGUUGUCUGCAAGUCAAAAUGGGUGGUUCAAACAUAGUCGACACAAAGGUGUUCCCUAAUAUCCGCGAGAGAAUACAAAAUCUAGUCAUUUGAUCAAAUUCUGCCAUAUAUGCAGCAUAUAGUAACACAUGCAAAUCUCUUGCUCACGCAAAGUUGAACUGGAAUGACGGCCCAGUAACUGAAAGUAAAACGAUGUCUGGCCUGUCUGUUUGGUCUCCUCAUUCCCACUCCUCCCUGUGCCUUGAAGGAAAACAUACUCCAUAAGAGGAAUUAGAGUAAUUAUUCCCAUUGCGACUGCAGCUUAUACCUCCUCUUUUAACCUCCCUCUUGGUGAGAGAUGCUCCAAAAAGAAUCCAUUUUUUCUCUUCUUUAUCUCAGACCGACGUCGAGCCGUUUCAGGCUAAUUAAAAAGAGCCCUUGCUGAGAUCCCGUCCCUUUUGAAGUGAAGAUUGAGAGAUCGAGUCGUCUUUUAUGAUUGUGCACUCUGUAAACUUUGAUCUUUGAGGCGUAAUGAGCAGAGAAUGAUUUGAAUGUGAUUUCUGUCCGACAAUCAAAGUCAACGACAAGUUAGUUAAAGUGCUCCGGCUUAAUAUUGUAAAAUAAAUAAUUUUAGUUCACCACAGCUUUAAGUCAAUAGGUCAGUGUGUUUAGCAAAAUUCAUUCCAAUUCCAAAAUCCUCGCCCAAAAAUGCGUAGUGUGCUAGAUAAUCCAGUAGAAAACAUGAGAAACUGUCAGUUAUUUUUGACUUGUUGAAAGUGGAUGUUUUAAUGUGAAGUAAUGAUCGAUUCACAUAUUGGGGUGUGGAUUUAUUGCGGUGGUAGAGUGUAGGGGGGAGUUGAGCCUAGGUCGUAUUGGGUAGAGGGGUCUUGGUCUCUGAACUGUAAAUCACAGUUGUUUUCAAAUGCUUUGAAGGUGGAGCAUAGUUGGAUCCAUUAGUUGUACCCAAAAUAUCUGGCAAGCAUGCCUGGCAUAGACAUCAGACUGACUCCUAGAUUAACACAUUCUAUGCAUUUUCACCUUAGCACUCUAAUAUUGUGUGUAAUGAGGAAAACAGUUAAAUUGUUAUUUAUUUUUUUCUUAAGCUUGUUUCUGACCUUUCAUGUCACGUAUGCACAGGGCCAUGUCAAGAUUUCCCAGUUCAGAUAAACACUUCUCUAGUUUUAUCGAGGACAUUUCCUCUAUCUCAUCUUGUUUUCAAACCCAUAGGACCGUCCAGAUAAACCGAGAUUUGUUCCUACUUGUGUUCUGUACAUAGCAGCAGGCAGUGAGUUCAUCACCACUGUAGCUUUCAUACACGUUCUGAGGGCUCUGUUUUUGUUUCGAGUAAAUAGGCACCCUCCUUUACAGGAAACCACAACUGCGUCC
Molecule: messenger RNA, 4405 nt
Organism: Hypomesus transpacificus
Lineage: Eukaryota; Metazoa; Chordata; Actinopteri; Osmeriformes; Osmeridae
Gene: fstl5
Product: follistatin-like 5
Biological process (GO): regulation of BMP signaling pathway; cell differentiation; multicellular organism development
Molecular function (GO): protein binding; calcium ion binding
Source: RefSeq, a predicted model, not a curated record